This is a messenger RNA of Poecilia latipinna (sailfin molly), 6136 nucleotides long. RefSeq names its product multiple PDZ domain protein-like. The record is from RefSeq and is a predicted model, not a curated record. The transcript has 44 exons. The coding region runs from base 323 to 6091 and encodes 1922 amino acids. Lineage: Eukaryota; Metazoa; Chordata; Actinopteri; Cyprinodontiformes; Poeciliidae. Gene Ontology annotation, molecular function: protein binding.
AGGGGGUGUGCAUGCGCACUGCACGACGCGCUCUCUUGACGCUCUGACUGGACUAAACGCAGGGAAAUAAAGUGCUCAUCUGUUUUUAUUGGCAGCUGUGGCGCGUCUCAGACCGCUGUCGUAACUCGAUCCACCGGAAAAAGUGGUUCGGUUUUCUGUAAAAGUCCAUCUGUACCAUCAGACUGACUGACUGCUGAAGGUGGAGGGGAUUCUCUCAAGGACCUGUUGAUCGUCUGCUACAAUGGAGGAACCAAGUGGACAAGCAUGAUAUCGGCUUGAGACGUAGAGGAAAAUUUGGACUCAAGAACUCCCUCUGAUAAUAAUGGAGAUCAUGGAUGCUCAGUGCGCCUUAGAAGCUGUGGAAAGACUGCAAGCCAAACUGAAGGAGCGAGGGGAGGCUCCCACUCAGGAAAAGCUCUCUGUGCUGAAGACUGUCCUGCAGAGUCCUCUUUUCCUGCACAUACUCAGCUUGCAGCAAGCUCAGCCAAAGCCUCCGGUGAAGGGGAAAGGCGUUUCCAAAUCUGUGUCCCUGAACUGUGGCCCAUGCCUGGACUUACCUGUUGGCCUAAAGGCACUGAGCCACAGCGACUCGUACACUUGGGCUGUGGAGAACCGAAAGUCUUUUCAGAAGGAUGGCAGCAUCUCCUCCUUUGGUUCACAUGAAAUAUCCUUCUCAGAUAUCUACCCAGACAACUUUUCUCACAAGGAAUCCCAGUACUGCACUCCUCCUCGUAUUUCCCGCACCAUGUCGAUGGGUAGGAACCUUUCUGCUAUUGCACAUGAGAGGCGUCACGUUGAGAUAAUAGAGCUGAUCAAUGAUGGGAAAGGACUUGGUUUUGGCAUCGUAGGAGGACACAGCACAGGAGUCAUGGUCAAGACAAUCCUACCUGGAGGAGCAGCAGGGAGGGACAGUCGCCUGCGCAGCGGAGAUCAGAUUCUGCAUAUUGGAGAUACAGACUUGGCAGGCAUGAGCAGUGAACAAGUUGCACAGGUGCUGCGAAAUGCUGGCAGCAGGGUGAAACUUCUCAUUGCCAGGGAUGUUACCAAACCCAAUUACCUCUCCUCCCCUGCUCUGAAUCAGGACACUUUGGACGACAAGCCCAGUGGCUUGAAUGAUGACUAUGAGUUCAGUGUCCAGUUCACUAAAAAUAGCCGGGGCCUGGGAUUUUCCAUCUCAAGCUACGUAGGAGACCUGAACUCAGUCUACAGUGCCGGUGUGAUGGUGAAGAGUAUAGUAAAGGGCAGUUCUGCAGAUCAAGAUGGACAGAUGCGGGUUGGAGACAUUAUCCUUUCUGUGGAUGGUGUGAGCCUUCAGGGCUGCAGUGAACAGCGAGCCAUGGAGGUGCUCAGGAGGACUGGUCCUGUUGUCAGGCUGAGGUUGCUGAGAAAGGCCGUCUGCCUUCGUCACAUCUUGCUCCCAGUUUCUCCUCUGCAGCCCCUCAGACACUCCCACAGCCUCCAUGAAGGCAGCCCUUACAAAUCAGGCCUCAACGAGAUUCAGGAGACAGGAAUCAGCUCUCUACGUGAAAUCUCCCGGCGAGCGGCAUAUGCCAGCAGACGACCCCGACACGAUCCCAGAGAUGGUGUGAAACUGACUCCAGAGGAAGAGGAAAACCUGAGGAAGAGGUGGCAGGAUGCCGUUGGACACCGAUUUGAAGUGACUGUCUGCCAGCUGGAGAGGUUCAGUGAAACAAGUGGUCUAGGUAUCAGUCUGGAGGCUCGGGCUGGACAUCACUACCUGUGCUCCAUCUUACCAGAGGGGCCUGUAGGUCAAUGUGGCAAAAUCUUUGCUGGAGACGAGAUAAUGGAAGUAAAUGGAGUCCCCCUCAUUGGACAGACACACAAAGAGGUGGUCAGUGUUCUGAAAGAACUGCCAGUGCAAGUAUACCUCGUGUGCUGCCGCAUUGUCCCCCCUUCAGUUCAUGACAGUGAUGAAGAAACAAAUGAUGAUGUCUGUCUGACUCUCAAGGAGCUGCUGGCUGAGUUCAAUGACAAGCUGGAUCACGGCUGUGUCAUACCCUGUCCUACAGCUGAGGACAUUACGAAGCGUGGCGUGCCCCCCAUGUCACCUCCUCUGGCCAUGUGGGAGAAAGAGGCUCAAAUUGUCGAGCUGGAAAAAGGCGAGUCGGGACUUGGCUUCAGCAUCCUGGACUACCAGGAUCCAGAGGAUGCCUCCAAAACAGUUCUGAUAAUCCGGUCACUGGUUCCUGGAGGUGUAGCAGAUCAAGAUGGCCGCCUGCUGCCUGGUGACCGACUAAUGUUUGUUAAUGAAACUGACCUGGAGGGUUCCAGCCUGGAUUAUGCUGUGCAUGUGCUGAAGUCUACUGAGUAUGGGCUUGUUCAAAUUGGCGUUGCUAAACCACUGCCGCUGGAACUGUGUGGUGGCUUGACACCCAUAGCGGAGCGAAGCGCGCGGCCUUCGACCGAUGACACUGACAGCCACACUCAGGUCAGCCUGCUAGCUGAGGCAGCUGAGGCCAAUUUCAACGGCACAACUUGGAACGCCGAGGACCACAGCUUGAGCCAGCCGUGUUACACGGAAAAUCAGCUGCGUUAUCGCUGCUGCGCAAUGGAAGAUGACGGUGGGCAGCAAGCUCCACCUCUGCCCCCUCGCACAAGCUUUGAGAGGACAAUCACUGUUGUCCGGGGCAACCGUAGCCUUGGGAUGUCGGUGAGUGCUAUCAAGGACGGCACAGGCAUGCUGGUCCGGAGCGUGGUCCAGGGGGGCUCUGUUUGCCAGGAUGGCAGACUGGGGGUGGGGGAUGUCAUCUUGGCCAUAAAUGGAGAACUUGCCUCAAAUCUGAGCAGCGCCCAGGCCAGGUCCAUGCUCCGCAGGCACUCUGUCAUAGGGCCAGAGAUGAGGAUAACCUAUGUUCCAGCUCAUCAGGUGGACGAGCACCGAACCCGUCUGGGUUUGCCUCCUCUGGCGUCCAUCUCAACAGACAGUCCAUCUUCUUCGCCCACCCUACCUACCUUUGAGCCUGAGUCGGUCUCAGUCAGAUCCUCCUGUCCUCCGGCUUCAUCAGCGCUCAGAUUGUCUGCCUCGGUCAAAUACAAAACAACAGCAGCUCCAGAGCCACCCACAGUCAGGGCCACUGUUUCAUUCAAAGCCUUCAGAGGGCCAGCCGUAGUCCCCACCAUCACCCUAGCCUCAGACACAAGCUGGCAGAUUCCAAAAUCCCUCCAAAGACCUCCAAAUAGCAAAGUGAAGGAAACGGAUGCAAAGGAGAGAGCAGACGAAACAAACGAAGGUGUAAAAGUAAAAAACCCACAAGUGAAAAUAAAGGUUGAUGGUAAAGAAGGGGUUUAUAAUGAAGAGGUCUGCUCCCAUGCAGCCUGGUCUUGGGAUCAGCCUAAAAGUGUGCAGCUGACUCGAGCACCGGGCCAAUCGCUGGGUAUCAGCAUUAUGGGAGGCAGAGGCAUGGGCCGCAGACUGAGCAGUGGAGAGAUGAUGAGGGGUGUCUUCAUCAAGCACAUCAGCCCCGACAGCCCUGCAGCACUUAAUGGCACCCUUAGAGUUGGGGACAGGAUACUGGAGGUGAGUGGCGUGGACCUGAGAGAUGCCAGCCAUGAGCAGGCAGUAGAAGCCAUCCGCAGGGCAGGUGACACUGUGCAGCUUCUGGUUCAGUCCGGUCUGGACAGAACCCAGUCUCCCAAUCCCAUCAAUCAUGAAAGACUAUCUCCUACACCGCUGUGCGACUCACACAACAACAAGGAGGCAGAGACUCUCAGCAGUCUGUUCCUCAGUCUUUCCCCUGCGAACCCCUUCACCCCCACCCCCUUUAAGGCCCCAUCGCCGACAUCCGAUAGAAUGGAUCGGCGAAGCCCCGUAAAUGUCACAACAGCAGCCGAUGCGGCAGCCGAGGACGGAGACGACACCGGCAGGAAGAAGAUGCUCCAGCGCUAUGGCAGCCUGUCAGGAAGGCUCCACAUGAUUGAGCUGGAGAAGGACCCUGCAGCUCACGGUUUGGGAAUUAGACUCGCAGGCAACGAGGAGGGCUCCAGGGCACGAAUGAGUGUCUGCGUGGAAGGAAUAGACCCGAACGGGCCUGCUGGCUUGGAUGGGAGAAUACAUGUUGGGGACGAGCUGCUGGAGAUAAAUGGUCAGAUCUUGUACGGUCGGAGUCAUCAAAAUGCUACCACCAUUAUCAACAACGCCCCCUCUAAAGUCAAGAUCAUUCUCAUCCGAAAUAAAGCAGGACAAAUGCUGAAGAGAAUCAGGAGGGAGGACGGGGACACAGUGGACUCUAAGACGGACGCUGCAGAGGGUGAAUCACAUGGCAUCGAGCAUAUCGUGCUACCCCAGGAUCAUGUAGGUCUGGGCCUUUGCUUCGGUGAGGACUAUUCCAAAGCAGGAGUGGUUGUCAGGUCCCUGAUCCAGCACGGCACUGCCAGUAAGGACGGCAGGAUAAAGGCUGGAGACCGAGUCGUGGCAGUGGGGGGUGAACCUAUAGCCGGACUGUCAGUAGAAGAGGUGUCCAGUUUGAUUCUCAAAGAUCCGGUCACUGUCAAGCUCUCCAUCAGCCGAUCCAAGACUCUCCCUUUCUCCUCUUCUCAGUCUCUCCCUUCAGCACUUUCCCAUCACCCCCACCUUCCCGCUGUUUCAUCUGAACCCCGUCGAGUCUCUCAGUCUUCUUCUAUGUCCCUCGGCACAGAGCAAACCUCUCCAGCAGAGUGCUCUCAUUGGCCACCCUCAAGUCCUUCAACUUCUGACCCCCGGAGCUGCCCGGUCUUAGCUGGGAGGGAAACCACCAUAGAAAUUUGCAAAGAAAGCUUAGGCCUGGGCCUCAGCAUCGUAGGAGGAUGUGACACCCUUCUGGGGGCAGUAAUAAUCCAUGAAGUGAAUGAUGGCGGCGCAGCACAGAGAGAUGGAAGGCUGCAGGCUGGAGACCAAAUAUUAGAGGUGAAUAACAUAGACCUGCGGCAGGCCACGCAUGACGAGGCGAUUGCAGUCCUGCGGCUCACCACCCAACGAGUUCGGCUGCGUGUCUUCAGGCACCAGGAGGCCUACCGGGAGGAAGACCUGUGGGACAUCUUUAGUCUGGAACUCACACCUCGUCCAGAGGAAGGCCUGGGGUUCACCACCGUGGGGAAGAGCGAUGACACAGGCAUCUUCGUGUCAGAAAUCAUCAGAGGAAGCGUUGCAGAAUCAGACGGCAGCUUGCUACAUGGUGACCAGAUUCUGUCGAUCAAUGGGGAAGAUGUUCGCGCCGCGUCACAGGAGCAUGCGCAGAGACUUCUACAGGAGUGCACUGGAGCAGUCCACCUAGAGGUAGCUCGUUUUAAAGCUGGGCUCCGGUAUUCCCAGAGGAGUAAGGAAUAUUUUCAGUUGUGUUUUAUCCAGAGCGAAGCCUCUGACUGCUCCACUCUGACCAGCAAAAGUGGAUGUGAUUCAUCUUUUUGCCACCAGAGGGAGACGGAUAACAAAACACGGAGCUGCAGUAAGCGUUUUAUUUAUUCAGAAGCUGAGCUCAGAAAAGUAACAAUAGAGAAGGGUCCAGGUGACACCCUGGGAAUCAGUUUAGCUGGAGGAGUAAGUAGUCCCCAUGGCAACGCACCUCUUUUCAUUGCUUCUAUGGAUACCGAUGGACUGGCCGCCAAAACAUGGAAAUUAGAGACAGGAGACAGGAUCCUCAGCAUCAACGAUGUGUCCACGGAGGGAAUGACUCAUGACCAUGCUGAAGCCCUGCUCAAAAACGCCACCGGAACCAUCAGUCUGCAGGUGGCAGCUGCUUUCGAAGGGGGCAGCUCACAGGAUCCAAGUGAAGCUCAUGUCAGCUCAUCAGAUCCAACCAGCAGCUGCUCUCAGAAUAACUUCUGUCCACGCGUUUAUAAGACCAUCAGUCUGGAGAGAGGUUUGUCAGGCCUGGGCUUCAGCAUAGUGGGGGGGUUUGGCAGCCCUCAUGGAGACCUGCCGAUCUACGUGAAAACUAUUUUCAGCAAGGGGGCAGCCGUUGAGGACGGCAGACUGAAACGAGGCGAUCAGAUCAUUGCUGUGAAUGGACACUGCCUGGAAGGUGUGACGCAUGCGGAAGCUGUGGAAAUCUUAAAAAAGACCAAAGGAACUGUAGUCUUAACUGUUCUCUCCUGAGUAAAACUUCACUGUGUCCCAGCUUAAACGCACACAUGACCGAUA